AUGCGGGCACCUUCCCUUGAUUCCCCGCAUCCAGUAAGCCCAACCCGCGGGAAGCCCCACCUGGCAUCUAAGAGGUCCAACCCCAGGGCCUGCCCUGCCCCAUCCUACGACCAAAAAGCCCAACCCUCAGGGGCUGUCCCACCUGGCAUCCACAGAGCCCGACCCUCGGGAGGGAGGGAGGUGCCUCACCUGACAUCCAAGAAGCCCUAUCCCCGGGGUAUCCCACCUGGCAACCUAGCAGCCCGACCCCGGGCACCGACCACCUGGCAAUCAAGUGGCCCAAGCCCAGGGGGUGCCCCACCUGGAAUCAAAGAAGCCCAACCCCAAAGGGCUGCCCCACCUGGCAACCAAGUGGCCCAACCCUCGGGGGAUGCCCCACCGUUGCCUACGAGAAUGGAGAGGCCGUAA
Bemisia tabaci is the source of this 408-nucleotide messenger RNA. The record is from RefSeq and is a predicted model, not a curated record. NCBI's taxonomy places the organism in Eukaryota, Metazoa, Arthropoda, Insecta, Hemiptera, Aleyrodidae.